CUUAAAUCCCAUGAAACGUUACGGGAGUAGGAUUGGGAUGAAAUAAACAGCGCUCAUCCGGCGAGAUUCCACGAGAUUGUGUCCAUAGCUGUGUCCCUUCUAGCCACAACUCCAUAUCCCCGUCCUCCAAAAAAACGCAGCCAACCUGAUGGCUUGAACCUUCAGCGCGCCGAAUGAUUGACACGUGGAGAGACUUUCUGUACGACUGACGUCAUCCCGUUGGACGCUUUGCGCGUGUGUUGUCACGCUGAUGACGUCACCUCAAACGUAGCGUUACGAAUAAAGUAAAGCAUGAUCGCCAGUCUGAUUUAUUACGCGUUAUAUCCACUGACAAGGUUCAUCAACAGCGCCUCAGAAUUGUGGCAGAGGACACCGAUUGCUUACAUUAAUGGAAGAGGAGGUUGUGGAGAUCCUUCCAGACAGAGGAUCCUUCCAGAGCUUCAGAUGGAUCUGUUACAGCACUACAAAAACACAACACGCAUCAUUUCUACCCCAGAAGACACAACGAGUCAGGGAACGGUGCAGGGACAGAUCAGAGAGACAACAGAUGAAACACAGAGGAGGCGACAGGAGGAGUUGAAUGAGGAGGUGAUGACACUCAGUUAUGAAACAUCUGUGACAGAAGAAAACACUGCAGCGCUCACCCAUCACACAGAAUGGACGGAGGCUUUGAUCGAGGACGUGACAAAUGUAAAGCUCUCAACAUCAGUCAAUGAAUGUUCAGAUGAAAACAGCGAAUGUGCUCUUCUGGUCAGUGAGGCUGAAAGUCACUUAAAUGUAGACGUCAUGUCCACCACAUUUGUCCAAGAGCUUCAGGUUAAUCCUGAUGACAUAACCGAUUCUGACUGUGCUGAUGUAAGCCGCAUAUCUUCAGAUCUCACAGCAGAACUUCAUAGAUGUGUUGAAGAAGAUGAUACACCUGCUAAAGGCUCACACAUACAUGAUGAUGAUGAUGAUGAUGUAAAGGAUUUAGAUACACACCUCAGUGCAUGUUGCUCUGAUAUCUUACUGGGUUUGGAUUCUGAUGGAAGUGAAGCUUUAUUCACCAGCAGCUGCCCUGUCUUUGAUUUAAGGGCUUUGCUUUCAGACGCUCACUGUGUUCAGCUUCCAGCCGAGCCCAUCGGUUGGCAUUUUCCAGUAGGUCUCGGUCUGUCAGACGUGUGCUAUUGCCCUUACGUUCAGUUUCCAGCUGUCAGCUACUAUCCUGCCUAUCAGGCCAAUGACAAUAUCGAAGUGAUGUGGAGAGUAUGGGAGGACCUGAGUGAAGCCUGCGGUGAGCCGUGUGCAGACCCUGUCUUUGAGUUCAGCGUCAUGUCUUACAACAUCUUAGCUCAGGAUCUCCUGGAGUCUCAUCCACGGCUAUAUAAACACUGUAGAGAGGAGGUGUUAGCGUGGGACCAUCGGCUGCUUCUCAUCCUGCAGGAGCUGCGUAUCUGGGAGCCUGACAUUGUUUGUCUUCAAGAGGUUCAGGAAGAUCACUUCUUAGAGCAGAUAUAUCCCGUCCUGACUGAAAUGGGAUACACCUGCAUCUACAAGCGGCGCACAGGCAACAGAACGGACGGCUGUGCUGUGUGUUAUUACAGCGAGCGCUUUACUCAACUCUCUGUUAAACUGCUGGAGUUUCACCGACCCGACUGUGAGCUGUUAGAUCGUGACAACGUGGGCAUUGUGCUUCUCCUUCAGCCAAUCACAGAACGGCUCGAAGCUCUCGGCCCUGUCUGUGUGGCUAACACACAUCUGGUGUUUAACCCUAGGAGAGGUGAUGUGAAACUAGCACAGCUGGCCAUCGUGUUGGCCGAGAUUGACCUCAUGAUCAAGAGCUGUAAGAGUCGAGGUAAAAGCUGUGAGGUGAUUCUGUGUGGAGACUUUAACGCCUUACCCAACACACCGCUGGUAAAGUUCAUCACCGGCGGCCAACUCGAUUACCACGGUUUACCUGCCUGGAUGGUUUCAGGUCAGGUGGAUCUGUCGAGUAACCUCCAUCACAGAAGACUUUUCACCCCGCUGUGGCCCACCAGCCUCGGUAUCAAUGAUGGUUGUCAGUACGAGGUUCAUGCUGAAGGUCAAGUCAAAGAUUUGAAUAGCCAUCUAACACACACUGAUAAGGUUUGCUGUACCACUGCUAAAGAGAAACUGCAGUACAGUCAUGAUUUUCUCCGUCAGCUGCGAUACUGUCAGUCGUCUUGUGUGCGGCCACCAGAUCUGGACUUUAUACCUGGAGUCACAGACAACACGCCAGAUCCUAAAGACAUCCAGAUGUUCAAUCUAAGGUUUGGAGCGAGUUUAUUUCACCGUCUGAAUCUGACAUCAGCUUACCCUGACAUCCAAUCAAACACUGAGAACUGUGUGCUGCUGACUACACUGAACUCAGAGGGAGGAGCUAUGGUGGAUUACAUCUUUUACUCUCAUCACAUCAAACAAAGAGACGGUGGUUUGAAGCUGAUGGGUCGUCUGUCUUUACUGUCUGAAGCAGAUCUCUGGUCACUUCCCAAUGAAACGUUUCCUUCAGAUCACCUCAGCCUGCUCGUCAGAUUUCAGCUCGCUUGAGUUUCUUUACUCGUCUCUUGAUUAUUUCUCAGCUCAGCAUUGAAGAUGAAGCACAGGCACUGUUAUCCUCUACAUCACACAUUUGACAAAACUAUGUUCAUGUUGUCAUGUCUGAUUCAUGUUUCCUUCUCCUAACUACUCAUUUAUAUCACUAGAUUACCGCAGUUGAAGUUCGUUGUUUUAUGUUUAAUACUAAAAAAGGUUUUUGCUUGUCAAGCUGACCAUGUCUUUAAUUCUUUUGUUUAUUUUUAUCAGAACAAGUGUUGAAGAUACACAUGCUUUAUUGGGAUUUCAUUUGUUAGACACCUUUGUUUUAGUUUGAAUAGAGCAAAAUAACUACGCUGACAAAUUAUAUAUAUAAAAAAAAUGAAUAAAGAUGUCAGAUGUCUCUGGA
Misgurnus anguillicaudatus (oriental weatherfish) is the source of this 2941-nucleotide messenger RNA. The record is from RefSeq and is a predicted model, not a curated record. NCBI's taxonomy places the organism in Eukaryota, Metazoa, Chordata, Actinopteri, Cypriniformes, Cobitidae.